AUGUUAAAACUCUAUCCUCUAAUUUUUUUAUGUAUUUUUUUUAAAUAUCCUAUAUCAAUUUUAAUAGAAAAUAUUUUGGAGAAUAAUGAAAAACUAAUAGAAUUAGAUGCGCAUAACCACAAACAGUAUAAUCGUGUAUUAAUAGAAGAUAAUAAUGAGGUGUUUAAUAUAGAACACCUUAAAAAAUUGCUACAUUUUCAAUCUAAAUUAGAUAAACAAAUAAGGAAACAACAAAAUGAAGAAGAAAAUUCAGCAAAUUUAGAUAAAUCAGAAAAUAAUCUUAAGUUUUUUGGUAAUGGAGAAAAUGUCGCAGCUAAUAAUGAAACCACUAAAAUAUUCUUUAAUGAUAUUACAAAAAAUGAUGAUGGAAAAGUAAGUGCUAAUAAUCAAUUAGAUAACCAUAAUGAUGAUCAAAUUUCCAAAAUAAAUGAUGAAAAAUUGACAGAAACAAAUCAGAAUAUUUCAGGAGAUGAAAAAGAAGAUAAAUCGCAAUCCGAUCAAUCAUUGAGUAAUAAAAAAUCAGAUAAGAUAAUAACUCCCCACGAUUUUUCGAAUAAUUCAUCAAAUUCAGAAAAUAAUAGACACAAAAAUAAUUCAAACGAGAAUUAUCCAUUAACGGAAAAUAAUAAUAAAGCAAAUAAUAACGAGAUAUAUAAAAAAUUUGAACUGCUAAAAAAUCAUUUUCAGUCUAAUGAUAAUAAGACAAUAGCCCCAAAAAAUGAGGAAGAAGAUAAAAAUAUGAUUAAUGACUCAAUGGAUAAUAUCAAUUAUAGUUUAAGAAAAAGUGAUAUAAAAGAAUUAAUUGGUAUUAAUGAUAUAGUAAAAUAUAUAAAAAAUUUAUUGGGUAUAAAGUCUAAUAUACAUGAAAAAUUUGAACAUGAGAAUUUAAUAAUAAGGGAUUGUAAUUACGACUCAUUUGGCCCAGAAUUUUGUAGUGCUAAUGAAGAAGCAAAGCAAAAAUUAUGGAAAUAUGAAAAUAAAAAAAGUUUUGCAUUUUUAUUUAUCAUAUUAUUCACUUUAUUUUUUGGACUAUUAAUACAAAAUGUUGUUUAUUAUAUUGAAAAAAAAGUAAGAAAUUCAAAAGAUAAAUUUAGAAAAGAUUUAUUAAAUACAGCAUUUAGGCAAAUUUCUUUAAUUACAAUUAUUAAUUUAACUAUAUGGGGAAUAUUGCAAUCAAAAGCUGCUGAAGCAUUGGAUGACAUUAUUUUUAAUGAUAUAUUGCCUAAACAAAGAAAUGUUGAUGAAGUUCUUCAUAAUGUGGAGCCCCUUUUAGAGAUAAUAUUUGAAAAGAUACUUUUUAUUUCCAUGAAUUUCUUAAUAUGUUAUUCGUUAUUUAUACUAAAUGUCCAUUUCGUAACAAGAAGCAUAUUAAAAUGGUUUUCUGAGGCUGAUAAUUGUGACAUUAAAAACAUAAUAAAAGACAUGAAAGACAGCAGAAAAGGAUGUUUCAAAAAUAUUUUUUCUUUUAUUAAAUAUACCAGAAAUUCUAAAUAUUUAGCCCACAGAUAUGAUUUUUCUGAAAAUGUAGAUGCCAUAAGUAUUCCUGGCUUAGAUCCAAAUGGAUAUUACUAUUAUGAAUACAUGCGUGCUUGCUUGUUAAAAUAUAAUGUCAAAUUAAUAAAAAUUCCAAACGCGGUUAUAUUAUUUUUAGUGUUUGCAUGUAUUUCUUUGAGGCCAUUUUUUAGCAUUCGUUUGAAGGAGGAAGUCAUUUUCUUAAAUUUAUUGUCCCUAUUUUGUAUUUUGGGAUUCGUUUUAUUAUUUAUUUACCUAUACAAAAUAGACAGAAAGUUGCUACCAGGAAACAUAUCAAAAUACUUACUAAAUAAAUAUCAUAUUGAUAUUAGUGACCAAAACACAAAGGAAAUUAUUCCUUACUAUAAAUUAUUAAAACAACAGUCAUUGCAUCCUUCGUCAAUUAAUUAUUUUAUUUACAAAACAACAUUUCCCAACAAACAUGAGCAACUGUUUUUUUUUUGGGGUAAUGGCCCUUCUAUAAUUAAUUUCAUUUUUCAAGCACUAUGCUUUUGUUUUUUGGUAAUAUUAUCAUGCUGGAUAUUUUUAUUAAGAGUAGAUAAUAUAACAUGUAAAACUGGUUACCUAAUUGACACUAAGUUGCUGGAAAGGGUUUGGGAAUUUGAAAGAUCAGAUAAUAUAAAAAGAAUAUCCGAAUUGAUUGAUGCUAUCAAAAUAAAGUCCACCUUACACGCCGUGAAAGAAGGAGGUGAUUUGUUUUGGAGGCAAUUGCUAAUAAAAUCGAGCACAGUGCCAUCAAAUAUACAAGAAAAAAUGUUUAGUAUAUGGGUGGGAUUAGAUGAAGAAAAUAGAGGCGUUAUAAAUUCUGAUAAAAUUUUGAAAUUUUUAAAAUCACAAGGAAUUAACUUAACCUCAGAAAAUGAUAUUAAGGAAUUUUUGGAAGUCUUUGAUAGAAAUAAUAAAAAUGGAUUAAAUCAAGAGGAAUUUUUUGUUCUCAUAAUCAUAGUCAAGCAAAUCUUAGUUGAACUUUUGGACAUUAACGCUGUUCAAUCAUUAUUCGAAGAGGUGUACGGAAUUCCUUGGAAUUCUUUGUCAUCAAUUGACGUUAAUAGUUUAAAAAGAAUAUUAUCAGAGCUAAAUUUACAUUGGCCACAUGGGAAAAUAAAAAACUUAAUAGAUUUUGUGUGUGAAAGUAAAAAGAAAACAUAUGUCAGUGCUGAAUAUUUUAUUAAGCAGUUAAUAAAUAUCGAAGAAGUCACAUUGCAGCCCUUUCACAACAUGUCAGAUACAAAAUAA
Molecule: messenger RNA, 2769 nt
Organism: Plasmodium berghei ANKA
Lineage: Eukaryota; Apicomplexa; Aconoidasida; Haemosporida; Plasmodiidae
Product: EF-hand calcium-binding domain-containing protein, putative
Exons: 16
Coding region: 1-2769 (922 amino acids)
Molecular function (GO): calcium ion binding
Source: RefSeq, a predicted model, not a curated record